AUGCCUGGAUUACUGCUCGACACGGAUCUGGCAGCGGCUCAGCAUGCGUUCAAGGGCCCAGAACCAGCAAGGGAAUUGGGGUUUACGGUGUUACAUCAGAAGCUGGAGCUGGAAAUCGAUUUCACAACCCAGAGCUUGACGGGUCGGACUGAGAUUACAAUCGUACCGCAAACAAGGGAUCUCAAGACGAUUAGGAUUCAUGCGCGGCAAUGCUCUAUCAAACGUGGCAAGGUGCUGGUGAACGGCCUACCGGCAAAUUUCAACUACGAGGAUCCUAUGAAGUCAUUGGAUAUACCGAAGUAUGUGGAUUGGGGCGCAAACCAGUAUCAUCUACAGAGGGACAGACUGGGCAAGUUGACUGGGGAUAAGAAGGAAAGUGAACUAGAGGAACAUGCUGGGCACGGAAACGGUACACAGGAACUCACGGUUCCUAAGGGCGGCGAUCCAAAGGACCAUACUGCGCUGGAAAUUGCAAUACCAAAGGGCGUUCGUGUGGAGGAGAUAGACCUGUUCUCCGAGGGUGCUGCCACUCCACUUGGGCAGAGAUCCUCAAUGGGAGUUGCGGCUCGAAUGUCGGUGGCGGACAACAUGUUGACCCCUAAGACGGCGACAGAGCCAGCCGGACGCUUUCAACCGUUGACGGUCAGCAUCGAGUUCUCUACCAACUACUGGCGAGAUGGAUUGCAAUUUGUAGGCUUGGCUGAGGGGGAUGCCCGAUUUCCAUAUGUGUAUUCAAAACACUGGAUUGACUCUGGAACUGCUUCCUGCAUUUUCCCUUGCGUCGAUGAUCCCGCUAUGAGAUGUCUCUGGGAUGUUACCAUUAAAUGCUCAAGGAUGCUAGGGGAUGCGCUCAAGAGGAAGCCAGCGGCUGUACGCCACCAUAAAGGGGCACUACCUGGGAAGAAAGAUCUUCCCGCCGGGACUGCAAGCACUCUUAAAGAAAUUGAAGAAUUUGCAGUGCCCCUCAGUGAGGAGGAGAAGCUGUUAGAGAUGGUGGUUGUGUGCUCCGGCGAGCUGACAGAUGAAAGCGUGGAUCUCGACGAUAGCUCAAAGAAAAUUGUCAAAUUUCAGUGCAAUAGGGUUGUGGCUCCGCAACACAUUGGCUUUGCAAUUGGCCCUUUCGAGCAAGUCGACCUUUCAGAGUUCCGCGAGGAUGAGGAUGGCGAGAAGUUGGGGCAGGGUCAGGCGGUACAAGUUGUGGGUUACUGCCUACCUGGACGUGCUGACGAGGUUCGCCAUACCUGCGCCCCUAUGGCUCAUGCUCUCGACCACUUCAGUCUCAGAUUCGGCAUGUAUCCUUUCUCCCAGUACUCACUGGUUUUCGUCGACGACCAAGUCUUCGACGUGGAGCAUACGGCAUCACUCUCCUUAUGCAGUACUCGGCUCCUUAUCCGGGAAGACAUCAUAGAUCCCGAAGUCGAGAAUAUCAGGACACUUGUCCAUGCUCUAGCUAGCCAGUGGUUUGGUGUGGGGAUUGUCCCCCAAGACCGUGGUGAUAGAUGGAUCACAAUCGGGCUUUCCCACUACAUGGCCGGCCUCUUCAUGAAAGAUCUGUGUGGGAAUAAUGAAUAUGCUUUUCGGCAAAAAACCCUCACAGACCGCUUGGUAGAACUAGAUAUUUCACGACCUUCGCUAUACGCCCUAGGAGAAGCCCUCCACGUUGGACCUUUCGAACGCGACUUUAUGAAGCUGAAGGCACCACUGGUCUUGUUCAUUCUUGACAAACGCAUCAUAAAGGCUUCCGGCUCUGCGGGCCUCACUCGAGUUCUAUCAAAGCUCAUCAUAGCAGCGAACACGGGCCAACCAGAGGAGAGCGCCUUGAACACCAGAGAUUUUCGUCGCCUGGUAGAUAAGGUCACAAAAUACAGACAGACAGAGCCCUUUUGGAACCAGUGGAUUCUUGGGUCCGGGUGUCCAAGGUUUUCUAUAAGCCAGAAGUUCAACAAGAAAAGGCUUGUUGUCGAAAUGACAAUCAGCCAGAAACAGGAUACGCUGCCUACUCAGCGAAGCCUCAAGAAACCCUGUUUUACCCGAAUGCUCAAGGAGGAACUUCAUGGCGUAUGGGCAGGCGAUUUACAGCCUGUUUUCACUGGUCCCAUGACCAUUCGUAUCCACGAAGCUGAUGGUACUCCUUAUGAGCAUAUUGUGGAGAUUAGAGAGGGGGUUCAAAAGAUUGAGAUCCCCUAUAAUACGAAGUACAAGCGCCUGAAGCGGAGUCGACGGCAAAAAGAGCGCUUGGCUGGAGCAGCGGUCGAUAUUUCCGGCGAGGGCGGAGAUGAUGCUCUUUAUUACUGCUUAGGAGAUGUCCUUCAAACGCCAGCUGACGUAGCAGAAUGGGGGCUCGCCGACUGGGAUGCAGAAACAGAGGCGCGGAUGGACCAGGAGUCUUACGAAUGGAUACGAAUCGAUGCGGAUUUUGAAUGGUUGUGCGAAAAGUCGUUCACCAGCAUGCCCUCUUACAUGUACAUUUCUCAACUUCAGCAAGACCGAGAUGUCGUGGCCCAGCAAGAGUCAAUGCUGUUUUUGUCGAACACGGUACCACACAACCUGGUGUCUACGUUUCUCGUUAGGACCCUCAUGGAUACUCGGUAUUUCCAUGGCAUCAGGACUAUGGCUGCCGGACUACUACAAAAACAUGCGGCUCUUAAGACUGGUUGGAUAGGUUUGAAGCAUCUCGAAAAGGCGUAUCAUGAAUUCUUCUGCUAUCCGGAUUCCAAGAUGGCUCGUUCAAACGACUUUACCGACAAGAGGGCCUACUGGGUUGAGACUUCCAUUCCCAAAUCUCUGGCACAGAUUCGCGACACCAGAGGAGAUUGUCCCAAAGAAGCUAGGCAACUUAUUCUCGAUAUGCUGCGGUUUAACGACAAUGGGAAUAAUGAAUACUCCGAUAACCACAAGGUCGCCAACCUGCUAUCAUGCCUUGCAGACUCUCUGAUUCCUGUUCGCGAAGAGGGGGCGGGGGAGGUGUUUAAGGGCGAUGACGAAGAGGAAGAGGAUGAACCGAGCCAAUUCAAAACGAUUGUCCUAGAUGAAUUAGACCGAUAUCGUCGUAUGGAUGAGUGGAUAGAUUCGUACCAAAACAUCUAUACUACGACGGUGUUAGACUGCAAGAGACGUCUUAUGAAAGCCAAGGUCAUACCCAUCGAACCAUUGGACUUCGCUCAAUACCUUCAUGAUGGCACAUCAGAUUUUGUUCGUAUCAAGGCAUUCGAGGCUCUGAUGGACCUUGGCUUUCUCACGAAUAAUGCCGUUGCAAGUCUUCUCCUGAAUGUUUUAAGCACCGACUCCUCACCCUACACCCGCCACCAUCUCUUCGAGAGGCUCUUCCUUGGACUGGCCACUGUUGCCUCUGGAGAAAAUAAACCGAUUGAGCCCCCUCCACCCGCACCGAAUGGAGAUGUCGAAAUGCAAACCGAGGAGGAUGGAUUGAUUGUUCAGGAUGCCUCGACGGAGGCGAGACAAGCCCAUAUUGCGCGUACUACAAGCAUUUUCGGAGCUGUUGCUGCUUUGAAGGAGGAUUUGAAGGGUAACGCGGCCAUCAAAACUGCAUUAUGGAAGGCUAUUAAGUCUUCGGUCAUUGGAGUUUACGAGCAGAGGGAUCUACUUGAUAUUUGCAACAUUCUUUACGAGGCGGUGGAGUCCAUGAUUGUCAAGCUGAAACUACCGUGCUUCUGGAAGGUGGAAUAUCUUGGGAAGGGUCACUUGGUAUUCAAGCAGACAGGCAAGGUCCGAAAGGCACCCAGAAAGCCCAUUCUGAACGUAAAACCACCAAAAGUCUCGCUAGGGACCGCAGCUCCUCCAGCUCGCCCCGCUCCUCCACAAGUCCGCCUUAGCUUUACAAGUAAUGCUGGGGCUAUGAGACCGCCCAAGCGUCCUUUACCAGUCGAAGCAACUCCAAGCUCAGAGGGCCCACCUGCUAAAAAGAGGAUCGUGAAACUCAAAGUCCCUUCAGCAAAGCUUCUACAGAUCCAAAGCCUGCCACCAAAACCGACAAUCAAGCGCGAGAAAUCAUCACCGUCGUCACAAAGUUCUUCUACGCCUCGACCUUCACCUAAAGUCUCGCCAGUAAUCUCCGUGGCUUCUGUUGCAGCAUCGACAACCUCGGCCUCAUCUGCCCCAGCAUCACUAGCAGUUCCCCCAUCGACACCGGGUGACGCUUCACGGGUGAAAGUGCGAAAGCCGCUCCCUGAUUCGGCUGGUGGUCGCAAACCGCUCCCCGGUGCUCCGCCAAAACCGCGAACAGAGUCAGCACCAGUACCCUUGGUCAAGAAGACGACGCUUAAGUUGAAAUUGAAAACCCCAUCAUCUUCGCAACCUCCACCCUCCUAA
This is a messenger RNA of Venustampulla echinocandica, 4329 nucleotides long. RefSeq lists its product as uncharacterized. Gene Ontology annotation, molecular function: RNA polymerase II general transcription initiation factor activity; chromatin binding; transcription cis-regulatory region binding. NCBI's taxonomy places the organism in Eukaryota, Fungi, Ascomycota, Leotiomycetes, Helotiales, Pleuroascaceae. Bases 1 to 4329 code for a protein of 1442 amino acids. The transcript is spliced from 2 exons. Gene Ontology annotation, biological process: transcription initiation at RNA polymerase II promoter. Gene Ontology annotation, cellular component: transcription factor TFIID complex. The record is from RefSeq and is a predicted model, not a curated record.